AUGGCCACCCCGACAACGUUAGCCAACGCGUAUUGCAUUGUCAAGGCCUCGAAGGACGUGACCCUCGCCGAAUUCCUCGCAAUAUGUGAGGAAAAACUCAGCAAAGACCUCGUUUAUUCAAAGUCGGUGGCCGACUGGACAUCCAUUCUGUGCGACGCCGUCAGGAGGAGCGGGCAGGAAGUCAAAGAUCUCGGACAAGCCUCUGCCUUCCUCCUGAAUCAAAAGGCGUAUAAGGAAGCGCUGUCCUUAAUCGACAUCUACUCAGAUUUCCGGGACCAAUCGCACAAGAUGCAUGCGGGGAUGUUGUCCUCUAGAAUCUCAUCCAUGGUCAGCACGCCGGGAAAACGACCGCGGUCGGAGGAAGGGGUGUCCUUCGUAUCACUAGACACACCAAAGGCGGCGCCAAAGGAGAAAGCGCACCUCGUAGUCGAAUCAUCGGACGACGCCGAGGGCGAGUAUUUGCUGGCAGAGGAAGAUCGCGAGCGGCUAGAGGUUGUUCUGAAAGCAAAACCGCAGGAAAUGAAAAUAGGGGGACUGCACGUGGAUGAGCUUCUUCAAAAAGUCCAAAAAUGGAUCCUGAGGGGGAAAGAAUCAUCCAGCGAAAAGGAGACUGCAGCCGUAGCGUGCGUAUCAACUUCGGCGCUGUUGGCGUAA
Messenger RNA from Fimicolochytrium jonesii, 654 nucleotides. RefSeq lists its product as uncharacterized. Lineage: Eukaryota; Fungi; Chytridiomycota; Chytridiomycetes; Spizellomycetales; Powellomycetaceae. The transcript has 3 exons. The coding region runs from base 1 to 654 and encodes 217 amino acids. The record is from RefSeq and is a predicted model, not a curated record.